GACAGUGUGUAUGUGUGUCCAAUCUCAAACAGGUUUUCCCACAAUAGGAACUCUCCACCCCAUCCUGGUUGGACUUUAAAAGCCCAGCCUUUCCACAGAGAGACACCCGUUUCGCUCAGUUCUGCCCACCUGUUCUCAUCUGAAACAUCUUCCAUUGCAGCUCCCCACGGUUCCUCUUGUUCAACUAUGAGUCUGAGAAGCAAGCGCAUCAGUUCCAGCAGCUCUGUGAGGAGCAGCGGAAAGAUGGGAGGCUAUGGUUACAGCAGUUUAAGUGGGAUCUCCCUGGGAGCAUCUGCCCCGAGCUUCAGCACCAGUUCGGCUUAUUUGGGGCCUCCCAUCUCCAGCAUCUCCGUCAACAAGAGCCUGCUGGCGCCCCUCAACUUGGAGAUCGACCCCAACAUCCAAAUGGUGCGCACUCAUGAGAAGGAGCAGAUCAAGUCGCUGAACAACCGCUUCGCCAGCUUCAUCGAUAAGGUACGCUUCCUGGAGCAGCAGAAUAAAAUGCUGGAGACCAAGUGGGAGCUUCUGGAGGGCCAGACCCCGGGCCGCUCCAACGUCGAGCCCAUGUUUGACGCUUACAUGGCCAACCUGCGCAGACAGAUGGAUGUGGUCAACAACGACAGGACCAAGCUGGAUGGAGAGCUGAGGAACAUGCAGGGACUGGUGGAGGACUUCAAACACAAAUACGAAGAUGAGAUCAACAAAAGGAACAAUCUGGAGAACGACUUUGUGAUUCUGAAAAAGGACGUAGACUCGGCUUAUCUGGUGAAAGCUGAUUUGGAGGACAAAGUUGGUGCCCUGACUGAUGAGAUCAACUUCCUGAGAACCAUCUACGAUGAGGAAUUGCGUGAGCUGCAGGCGAGCAUUAAAGACACGUCCGUCAUCGUGCAGAUGGACAAUUCACGAAACCUGAACAUGGAUCAUAUUGUGGCCGAAGUCAAGGCUCAAUAUGAGGAGAUCGCAGUCAAGAGCCGCGAAGAGGCUGAAUCCUGGUACAAGUCCAAGUUUGAUCAGAUGUCCUCUCAGGCCAGUCAGUACAACGAUGAACUGCGAAACACUAAAGGAGAGAUCGCAGAUGUCAAUCGCAUGAUCAGCCGUCUGCAGAGCGAGAUCGAGGUUAUUAAAUCACAGCGAGCUAACCUGGAGAACCAGAUAGCGGAGGCUGAGGAUCGUGGCGAGAUGACUGUGAAGGAGGCCAAAGGUCGUAUUAAGGACUUGGAGGAGGCGCUUCAGAGAGCCAAGCAGGACAUGGCCCGCCAACUCCGUGAGUACCAGGAGCUCAUGAACGUCAAGUUGGCACUGGACAUCGAGAUCGCCACCUACAGGAAGCUGCUGGAAGGCGAGGAGGACAGAAUUGGACAGCAGCCAAUUGUGAACAUCCAGGCUUUUUCUAACUACAGUUCCAAAGGGAUGAAUGGUUUUCAGCAGAACAGCUCUCCAUCACCCAAAAUCCUGAUCAAGACUACUGAAACCAGAAACAACACCAGAUUCAGCACUCACUAAAGUGUCAACCAAUAUAUAUU
Messenger RNA from Cyprinus carpio (common carp), 1523 nucleotides. RefSeq names its product keratin, type II cytoskeletal 8-like. Gene Ontology annotation, biological process: keratinization; intermediate filament organization. Gene Ontology annotation, cellular component: keratin filament. The record is from RefSeq and is a predicted model, not a curated record. Gene Ontology annotation, molecular function: structural constituent of skin epidermis. NCBI's taxonomy places the organism in Eukaryota, Metazoa, Chordata, Actinopteri, Cypriniformes, Cyprinidae.